This is a messenger RNA of Candoia aspera, 2768 nucleotides long. RefSeq names its product microsomal triglyceride transfer protein large subunit-like. Bases 90 to 2744 code for a protein of 884 amino acids. The transcript has 18 exons. Gene Ontology annotation, molecular function: lipid binding. NCBI's taxonomy places the organism in Eukaryota, Metazoa, Chordata, Lepidosauria, Squamata, Candoiidae. The record is from RefSeq and is a predicted model, not a curated record. Gene Ontology annotation, biological process: lipid transport; lipoprotein metabolic process. Gene Ontology annotation, cellular component: endoplasmic reticulum; basolateral plasma membrane; Golgi apparatus.
UCUCUGUCGAAAGGACGACCUCCCUGCCCUCUUCCCUGCUGGAUUCUCUGCUCGUUGGUGCAUUCAAUUUUGCACCCACAAACCACACCAUGAACUUGCAAGAAGCUUUCCGGUACUGUUGGUGGCUUUCCUUUUUCUUAGCUGCUACAGCAGAAGGAAACUUGGAAACACCUUCUUUCAGGUCAGGAAUUGUCUAUCAGUACCGAUACUCACUAGAUAACCAAUUACGUUUCCUGUCGAGGCCAACUUUGCAAGGAAGCAAGCUCCAGGCAGAAGCUUUCGUUGAUGUGCAGCUCUUGUGGAGAAACACCAAUGAUGCAGGCGAGCAACUGCUACAACUCCAACUCCAUGACUUACGUGUCUAUCGUGAUUUGGAAAAGCAGCAGCAGACUAUUAGCAAUGACCAUUCUGUAAAAGGCUCACUGAAUGUUACUGAACUCCAGCAACCAGUUUUCCUCCACUGGAAUAAUGGGAAGGCUGAAGCUUUCUACGGAAACAAAGAAGAGGAUCCUUUAAUGUUGGAAUUAAAGCGAGGUCUUCUCAGCCUUCUCCAGUUUCAGACCCAUUCUGGAACAAUGACUGAGGAGGACAUUUCUGGGAGCUGUCAAGUUACCUAUGCUGUCUCUAAGGAUACUGUUUUGAAGACAAAAGACCUACAGAGCUGCAUAAGACCAAAAUUUGGAUACAGCACAGUUAACAAAAUUUUUGGACUCCUGUGGCAUCCCACAAGUAAAGGCCAUUAUGUUAUGGAAGGAAAUCUCAUAAAGUCAGCCUUGUCUGAGGAAAAUCAUAUAAUCUGUCAAAGCAUAAAGUCUUCUUCUGGAGUCAAUAUCACUUCCAGGCAACAUCUUGAAUUUCUGACUCAAAUGCCUGGAUCAAAAGAAUUAUCUGGAAAGAAUCUUCAGGAAAUACUGGAUUCGGUCCUGGGAAAACCUCAGCCCAUUAGCUUAACAAGCAAGCCUUCCAAAAGGAUCUGCAAUGAGUGCCCUACACUCAGAUCCUCCUUGAAAACAUUUGCCCAAAAGAAGAUCAAACUGGAUCCCUCAAAAGCAUCAACUACUUGGCAUUUUUCCAGAGUUGUGCAGAUGCUGCGUAGUGCCAAGAAGAAAGAUAUUCUUGUAUUACUGAAGAAAGCUCCAGAGAAUAUGUUACCCUUCUACAUUGAAGCUGCAGUAGCUGCCCACUCAAAACCUUCCUUAAUAGCCGUGGCUGAAUUUUUGGAUCUGCAGGGCAAAAAGCAAACAUCCUUGCUGGAAAACUUUCUGUAUGCUGCAGCUUUGUCUCCCCGGCCUUCCAGGGAGCUUUUGCGUCUGGUGCUCGAAAAACUAAACAGGAAAAACCUAAACAAAAACAUCUGGGAAACAGGAAACAUUAUCGUUGGCAGCCUUGUGGGCAAAUUGUGUCAGAUGAAUCUAUGUGAGCUGCAGGAUGUCAGGCUUGCAAAGGAAAACAUCUUGCAAAAACUUCAAAGCUCCAAGAAGGACUCUGAGAAGGUGAUGUACCUGUUGUCCCUGAAAAGUGCUCUGCUCCCAGAAUCCAUCCCCACCUUUCUGCAUUAUGCAGAGAAAGGCUCACCAGCGGUCUCAGCUGCAGCAGUGACAGCAUUAAAGAGAUAUGCUACACAACACAUCUCAAGCAUGGUUAAAACAGCAACGAGACGCAUUUUCCAUCAAGUUCAGAGAAACUACCCCAGGGCUUCAAGGCUGGCUGCUGCAGAAAUCCUCUUGGAUAAUGAUCCCUCACUGAUGGACUUCAUCAAUGUCCUGUUGGCUGCCAGACAACUUUCACCAGAAAUGCAAAGAUUUAUAUUGUCCAAAAUUCUAGGCAUUGUAUAUUCUCACCAUCAUCCAACCAGGCAGAUGAUCAAAGAUGUCUUGAAGGAUCCACGGAUAAACAAUUACUACUACUUCUCACUCCAAGCUGGCAGUUCCAUCUCCUUCUCAGGAUUAUUAGCAGUCACUGAAGAUGCAUUUUCUACUUUUGGCGUGGAACUCUUGUUCUCAAAUUUCGGUCUCCUUCAAAAGAGCACCACUAAUUUCAAUAUUGAAAGUCAUGGCCACCAGCUCCAAGCAGCUCAGGUGGUGGUUGAAGCAAAAGGGCUUGAAGGAUUGUUGGGCGGAGACCCAGCUGAGGGACAGCAGGAUUUCAAAGCUGGCAUGUCUGCCAUGUUGCUUGAUGUCCAGUUGCAGCCAGUGACCUUCUUUGAUGGAUAUUCAGAUCUAGUAUCAAAAGUCUUUAUGAGCUCAGAAGAGCCUAUAAAUGUGGUCAAAGGGAAUCUGCUGUUGGUGGAUCAUCAACAGGCAGUCCCACUUCAGUCUGGCUUGCAAGCUGUGAUUACUCUUCAAGUUGGACUUGGCUUAGAUAUUUCAGCUGAUGUCAACAUGAAUUUGUGGGACCAGGAACUCAUUACAAGUAUCAAAACAAGAGUUGCACUGACUUCUGAUUUCCAAACAGAAUUGGAUACUUCCUUCUUUCAAGCCACACUCAAAAGUCAGUCAGACAUAGAACUGGGCACGCACGUUGACAUUCAUGCAAGAUUUUCUUUAGGUCCUAUGCUCAUGUGUCUGCAGCUUGUAGAGGAUCAAGCUUCUUACAGGGAAACGUUCUUGGUCUCUGAAUCAUCUGCAGACUAUAGUACUCGUGUUCGCAAAAGGAGACAGAGUACAGUGUCUGGGCGUGAAUUUCCCUUCUACAGAGCCAACUCUGAAAUGUGUAAAGUCCUGCUUGCAGGGAAAAAAUUGUAAUAAAAGCAGUGUUGAUUUGUCGUA